UCGCUUACCUCUCGGCCUUCUCCCACCCAAAAACUCCGCCAUUUUUUCUUACAAAUCUGCUCGAGUAUUUCCAGUAGUGAUUGCUAGUUAUAGUGGUAAAAUUAACUGAUGGAGGGUCAAAAAAGCAAAAGAAAAUCUACCACUAGUAGUACUAGUACUAGUACUAGCGGCAGUGGCGCCCCAGUUCUUCCAUGGAUGAGAGACCCAAUUGACAUCACAACUUUUGAUCAAUGCCCUCUUAAGCUCCUCCCUUUUCUUGACCCCAGGCUGGAAGAGGCUUUGCAAAAAAUGGGCAUUAGUUCAUUGUUUCCGGUGCAAUUAGCGGCAUGGCAAGAGACGAUUGGCCCUGGUUCGUUUGAGCGAGACCUUUGUAUAAAUUCACCAACAGGAAGUGGGAAAACUCUGGCUUACGCUCUGCCAAUUGUGCAAAUGUUGUCGACUCGUGCAGUAAAAUGUCUUCGUGCUUUGGUGGUCUUGCCUACUCGUGACUUGGCUUUGCAGGUCAAGGAUGUCUUUGCUGCUCUUGCACCUGCAGUUGGUCUGUCUGUGGGUUUAGCUAUUGGUCAGUCUUCUAUUGCUGAUGAGAUCUCACAGCUCAUUAAGAAGCCUAAGCUUGAGGCAGGAAUCUGUUACGACCCUGAAGACGUUGUGCAGAAGUUCCAAAGUUCUGUGGAUAUACUAGUGGCUACACCUGGAAGGUUGAUGGAUCAUAUCAGCAACACAAAGGGUUUCACAUUGGAACACCUUUCUUUUCUUGUGGUUGAUGAAACAGAUAGGCUACUUAGGGAGGCUUAUCAAUCUUGGUUGCCAACAGUCCUCCAAGUGGCCCAAUGUUGCAACAACAAUUUCUUCCCCUCUGCUGGCAGUUAUGCAUCUACAUUUGGUUCACUGAGGACCAUUCGCAGAAAUGGGGUAGAAAGAGGCUUCAAGGGUAAGCUUUACCCAAGGCUUGUGAAAAUGGUUCUAUCUGCCACUCUAACACAAGACCCAGGCAAACUUGCACAGCUUGAUUUGCAUCAUCCUUUGUUCUUGACUACUGGAGAAAAGCGUUAUCAACUCCCUGAUCAGUUGAAGUCCUUUAAAGUGAUAUGUGAAUCAAAGCUUAAACCCCUUUAUUUGGUAGCUCUUCUGCAGAGUUUGCAAGGGGAGAAAUGCAUUGUUUUUACAUCAUCUGUGGAGUCAACUCAUAGGCUAUGCACAUUACUUAAUUUUUUUGAUGACUUGAAUUUUGAGAUCAAGGAGUAUUCCCGUCUUCAACGCCAAUCUGUAAGAAGCAAAACUUUGAAGGCAUUCCGAGCAGGGGAAAUCUGUGUUCUUGUUUCCUCUGAUGCAAUGACUCGUGGAAUGGAUGUUGAAGAGGUUAGAAAUGUCAUCAAUUAUGACAUGCCUCCAUAUAUUAAGACUUAUAUUCAUCGAGCUGGUCGAACUGCCAGAGCGGGUAAAUCUGGUUGCUGUUUCACACUGCUUCACAAAGAUGAGGUUAAGCGAUUCAAAAAGCUAUUACAGAAAGCUGACAACAAUUCGUGUCCCUUGUAUCACAUUCCUCCACAAUCAGUGGAGUCACAUCGCUCCAUUUACACUUCAGCUUUGGAGAAACUAAAAGAGAGUGUCGAAUCAGAAGUUCACAGGAAGCGCAAAGCGCUAGUGUAAUUUGGAAAAGAAAAGCGUUGAAUACAGAUCAAGGAACGGAUAUUGCUUGUGAUCAUCAGUAACUUUCUAAAAUAUCGGGCUUGGUGCUCUUUACCUGGUUCUGCACAUUGGAGCAGUCACAUGCUCAGAAAUCUGCUACGUGCUCUGGAGCAGUUUUCGAUUGUUUUCUCUGCUCAUAGGGCAUUCUGAUGCUUAAGAGUGGAAUUGCCUUCGCAGAACUGAAAGACGUUGUGUGAUUGAAGGGAAACACCAUGUUCUUUGUGCAAUGUCGUGUCCUUUUGAGGUAGUCGAGCGAAGAAGCAAAGUAUGGCUCAAUUGAAAAGCUUCUGUAUGGCUGAAAUUGCCAGCCAUAUUGAGUUUAAAAGAUCUAAUUUACUGUCGAUGUCCAUGACUUGCAGAAGCUUAACGUAACAGGAUUGAUAGAAGUUUGAACAUUGCGAUGAUGUAGACACGAGUUAUAUGCCAAAAUGGUUUUGGGUCACUGUAUAGAAAAGAUAAUCAGUACAAAAAAGUGAUAGUAUUGCAUUUAGUUCAUCAGUCA
Molecule: messenger RNA, 2191 nt
Organism: Coffea eugenioides
Lineage: Eukaryota; Viridiplantae; Streptophyta; Magnoliopsida; Gentianales; Rubiaceae
Product: DEAD-box ATP-dependent RNA helicase 1
Exons: 10
Coding region: 109-1650 (513 amino acids)
Cellular component (GO): nucleus
Molecular function (GO): ATP binding; nucleic acid binding
Source: RefSeq, a predicted model, not a curated record